Amaranthus tricolor (Joseph's coat) is the source of this 2033-nucleotide messenger RNA. Its product is annotated as protein DETOXIFICATION 46, chloroplastic-like. Gene Ontology annotation, biological process: transmembrane transport. The coding region runs from base 46 to 1773 and encodes 575 amino acids. The transcript is spliced from 14 exons. Gene Ontology annotation, molecular function: antiporter activity; xenobiotic transmembrane transporter activity. Gene Ontology annotation, cellular component: membrane. The record is from RefSeq and is a predicted model, not a curated record. Lineage: Eukaryota; Viridiplantae; Streptophyta; Magnoliopsida; Caryophyllales; Amaranthaceae.
UGACAUUGCAACCUGCAUUUGUUACUUCCCCUGCACCAAAACACCAUGCACUACAAACCCAUAACUUCCAUUCCCCCCCACCUUCAAACCAAAAUUCCCAUUAUUCAACUUAAUUCUUACUUUUCUCUUCCACCCUUAAACUUCAAUAAUUCUUACUUUUCUCUUCCACCCUUAAACUUCAAUCACUCUGUAUCCUCCCUUUUCUUUCCUUCCAAAUCCUUCAAUAAACCCCUGAUAAAAAUUUCAUGCAAUUCUAAACCCUACUCACCUUCUCAAAUUCUUCCAAAACUAACUUGCAUUAGCCCUACCCAUGAAUUUUUGAUUGAAACUGAUGAAACCCAUGAAACCCAUGAACCAGAAUCUGAUAUUAAUGGUGUUGGAAUCAACCCAGAAAAUGAAAAGGUUCAAUCUUUGGGACCCACAAAAAAUAAAGUUAAGAAAAUGGAAAAUCAAACAAUGUUGGAUCUAAUUAUUGAAAUGAUCAAGUUUUGUGGACCUGCUACUGGAAUUUGGGUUUUUGGACCUUUGAUGAGUCUCAUUGAUACUGUUGUUGUUGGACAGAGUAGUUCAAUUGAGCUUGCUGCUUUAGGCCCAGGAACUGUGCUAUGUGAUUAUGCUGGAUAUGUGUUUAUGUUUCUUUCAGUAGCUACAUCCAACAUGGUUGCUACUUCAUUGGCUCAACAGGAUGAGAAGCAAGAGCAGCAUCAGAUAUCCAUGUCAUUAUUCUUAGGUCUGGCUUGUGGAGUGCUGAUGCUUUUGUUGACCAAAGGCUUUGGUGAAAGGGCAGUAACUGCUUUUGUGGGAGUCAAGAACGGGCACAUUGUGCCUGCUGCAAAUUCUUAUAUACAGAUUCGUGCCUUAGCUUGGCCUGCUAUUCUUAUUGGAUCCAUUGCACAGAGUGCCAGUUUAGCCAUGAAAGAUUCAUUGGGACCAGUGAAGGCGUUGCUAAUUGCCAUUGUUCUCAAAGGAAUUGGUAAUGUAGUUCUCUGUACCUUCUUAGGGUAUGGAAUAGCUGGUGCGGCAUGGGCAACUGCAAUGACACAAAUUGUUGCAGCAUACAUGAUGAUCGAUGUCUUGAAUACGAAAGGUUACAAUGGCUUUUCUUUUUCGGUUCCAUCACUUCCUGAAUUACGAGAGAUAUUCAAAAUUGCUGCCCCGGUAUUUUUGACCAUGGUUUCAAAGAUUGCCUUCUAUGGUCUAAUUAUAUAUGUUGCGACAUCUAUGGGUACACAUGUAGUGGCCGCUCAUCAGGUCUUACUAAAUAUAUACAGCAUAUGUUCCGUAUGGGGUGAACCCCUUUCUCAAACGGCGCAGUCAUUUAUGCCUGAGCUACUAUAUGGAUCUAACCUAAAUUUAGUGAAGGCGAGAUCUCUAUUGAAAUCUCUAUUGGUAAUAGGAUUGUCUAGCGGACUUCUUCUGGGAGCUAUUGCAGUUGUCAUCCCUAUGUUCGUUCCAAAUUUAUUCACGUCUGAUCCAGUCGUAAUCCAAGAGAUGCGCAAGGUUUGCCUUUAUUUAUUCGUUGCUGUAAGUGUAACGCCUUGUAUACUCCCAUGCGAGGGAACAUUACUGGCUAGCAAGGAUUUCAAAUUCAUUAGUACAUCGAUGAGUGCAUGUUUUGCUUUUGGCGUUCUUAUAUUACUGCUUGUGAAAAAUCGAGGAUUAGGCUUAGCGGGUUGUUGGAGUGCUCUUGUUGUAUUUCAAGCGACACGCUUCCUACUCUCUCUAAGACGCAUCCUUUUGAAGGAUCUUAAUCGCUUCAGAUUGGCCGAGUAGAAAGCAUCCUAGUUGUAGAUUCAAGCUACCAUUUAAAAUUUUGCUCAGCUUCAUGAGAAGAUUGUACUAGUAACUUUUUUUUCUUGCUAGGGUAGAUAAUUGAUCUUGAUCCUGCAAAUCUGCAAUUACUUAAAAGUUUCUAUUGUUUGCUUGUCUCAUAGAUGCUUCAAAUAUUGUACCGUUGUCCCACCAAAAUUUUGUAAUAUACGAGUUUUUUUAGUAUUAAAGUUUUAUUCUCGAUGAAAUAGAGAGAAUACUCA